ACAGCUUGAGAACUGGAGAGAUGUCACACCUGCUGGACCACACAUCAGGGGACCUGCCAGUGAGAGACACGGACUUCAUACCUCUGACAUUACCAGCGUCAAAAGGUAGGAGUGCAAAGGCUCAACCAUCCUUGAGCAAGCUGAACCGGGAGGAAUUGGAAGAUGGUUUCCUACGACUUCGUGAUGAGCACCUGUCAGUGAAGGAACUUUUUUGGAAGCAACAAGAUGAAAUCAAAAGGCUGAGAACCACCUUGCUCCGCCUCACUGCUACAGGCCGGAACCUCCAGGUUUCCAGGCCUGAGCUCCGGGUGCCCACAAAGCAGGGACAGAAAGCGAGGUGGCAACAGCGUCCAGCGACACAUCCGCUCCAAGCACAGUUUCAGCGUGUAGGCUCCUCUGCUCCAUGUCGCGUCCUGCAUCACACCCACAAGGGACACCAACAACUCCACACAGCUGGUGCCCAUGUCCCGGAAAAACUUAGGCAUGCACCAAGUGACAGGCUGAGCUACACAGCCCCUCCCAUGUUCAAGGACCCUGCAACAAAUGAAAAAACCAGAGGUGAAAUCAUUGGUGAACCCAGCGAACUUGCCCACAUUCUGGCUGAUGACACUAAGCAAGUAGAAGUGUCACCCACAUCAUCCGAGAAAAUGGAAUCCACAGAUGAACGUGUUGCACAGAGCAACUCCUUGGAGUGUGCCCAGAAAGCCACAGAACUUCGAGCUUCCAUUAAGGACAACGUGGAGCUGAUUCGGCUUAAAAAGCUCUUACAUGAAAGAAGUACCUUGCUGGCUGUAACCAAAGCGCAGUUAAAAGAUGUGCAAGGGGCAUACGAAACCUUGCUCCAAAAGAACCAGGGAGUCCUAGGUGCAGCCCAUGAUGCCCUCCUCACACAAGUGAAUGAGCUCAGGGUAGAGCUGAUGGAGGAAAGCAAGAAGGCAGCGAACUUGAAGAGCCAACUGGAAGAUGUGUCCAUUCUGCAGAUCACACUGAAGGAGUUUCAGGAGAGAGUUGAAGAUUUGGAAAAUGAACGAAAACUGUUGAAUGAUGAUUAUGAGAAACUCUUAGAAAAGUGA
This is a messenger RNA of Ochotona princeps (American pika), 1073 nucleotides long. RefSeq names its product X-linked retinitis pigmentosa GTPase regulator-interacting protein 1-like. Gene Ontology annotation, cellular component: photoreceptor connecting cilium. The transcript has 9 exons. NCBI's taxonomy places the organism in Eukaryota, Metazoa, Chordata, Mammalia, Lagomorpha, Ochotonidae. The coding region runs from base 21 to 1073 and encodes 350 amino acids. The record is from RefSeq and is a predicted model, not a curated record. Gene Ontology annotation, biological process: non-motile cilium assembly; retinal rod cell development. Gene Ontology annotation, molecular function: thromboxane A2 receptor binding.